Molecule: messenger RNA, 1092 nt
Organism: Suillus discolor
Lineage: Eukaryota; Fungi; Basidiomycota; Agaricomycetes; Boletales; Suillaceae
Exons: 8
Coding region: 1-1092 (363 amino acids)
Source: RefSeq, a predicted model, not a curated record
AUGCCUCGCAAGCGCGCUCAGUUAUCCAAUGAAGAUUCAGAGCCCGAAUCUCUUCACAGCGACGCGCUUGACGACCUGCCGCCCAAGAAACGCACGCGUUCUUCCAAUUCCAAAUCCAGCUCACCUUCGAAACCCAAGCCCAAGCGUAAGAAACGCAAAGCCAAGGAAGAUGAUAUCAAAGAUGAAGAGGAUGUAGAUGAUAGCGAUGUAGACCUGAAGGAGGGGCAGCAAGUUGUAGGUCGCGUUGUACAAGCUCCAAAGACAGGCUGGGUACCUCCUGGUCAGGUUUCACAGAACACGCUUGAUUUUCUAGCGAAACUCAAAGACCCUGCGUGUAAUGACCGUGAAUGGUUUGCACUUCUAUCACGGCCCUCCUCUGAGCUUAUUUGUCAAACAGAACCAGUUUACCGUCGCGUAGAAAAGGAGUUCAAGGCGUUUAUCGAGGCGUUCACCGACAUGCUCACAGACGUUGACUCUGAGAUCCCUCCGUUACCCCCUAAAGACGUCACCCAUCGCAUAUAUAGAGAUGUCCGCUUCAGCAACGAUAAAACACCAUACAAGAAGGGACUAUCUGCGAGUUUUUCGAGGAGUGGCAGGAAGGGGAUUUUUGCAUUUUUCAAGCCGGGUGACGAGAGCGUCAUCGCUGCAGGUGCAUGGUGUCCUGCGAAGAACGAACUCUCGACUCUUAGAAAUCACCUACUUCGUUCCACACCCGCCGCUAAGACUCUGCACACAAUCCUGGCUUCUAAAGCAUUUACUACCCAUUUUGGCCCUCCCCGUCCACACCCGAAUGGAGAUCGUCAGGGUGUGUUUGGGCAUGAAGAUGAAUUGAAGGUGGCACCGAAGGGUGUGGAUAAGAAUCACAAAGAUAUAGCCCUCCUCAAAUGCCGCUCCCUCGCUGUUUCCUAUCGGUUCACAGAUGCACAAGUCGUUGCACCCGGAUCCGAGUUUAUAGAUGCACUACGUGGGGUUGCGGAUGUGAUGACGCCAUUUGUCCAUUGUUUGAAUGAUCUGAUGACGCUUCCUGUGGACGACAGUUCUGAUGAAGAGAACGAGGAAGAUGAUACUGGGGAUCCGGAGGAAGAUGAGUGA